This is a messenger RNA of Blumeria graminis f. sp. triticale, 2112 nucleotides long. The record is from the annotation of a GenBank genome assembly. Lineage: Eukaryota; Fungi; Ascomycota; Leotiomycetes; Helotiales; Erysiphaceae.
AUGCAAGCUUCCUACUCACAGUCUCAUGAGAUCUUUGGUGGUGCUUCUGAAAUUGAAUAUCAUCAAAUUUAUCGAGAAGGUUUAUACUCUACCUUAUCAAACUUAAGUCUUCUCUUACCCUUACUUUUAUGUUGCCUACCCAUCAUUUAUCAGAUAUUUUACCGUUUAGAUCUCAAGCUCGUGCCUUUCACCGAGCUUCUCUGGAAACUGCUUGUCUUCUUGACACCGUCGCGACUUCUCAAUGUUGUGGGAGACUUCUGGGCUUCACACAGCACAAAAAACGCUAUUAGUAUAGAAAGUAAAAACAACCGUACUGCUAAAAGCAAUAUAAUGCGUCGCAUAUUCAGUAUGGAUAGACCCGGAAACCACAUUGAUUCAGUCGUACAAGCUGGAAGAAAGAUAUCAGGAAUGAAUUUUGCAACGCAAGAGCAUGAUGAUAGACCUGCGGGACUAGGUAAUUGGGACAACUCAUGCUAUCAAAACAGCAUUCUCCAAGGAUUAGCAUCACUAAAGUCUCUGUACAAUCACCUCUCCACCCCAGUAAUGGAACUAAGUGAUUCUACAAUAAAACUAGAGACAGAUUCGGGCUUAAGAAUGGUAGAAGCAUUACGCAACCUACUUGGAAAAUUAAAUAACCAGUCAAAUAACGGGAAGAGGAUCUGGACGCCAGACACCUUGAAAAAUAUGAGUAGUUGGCAACAGCAGGAUGCGCAGGAGUACUUUUCUAAAAUUUUGGAUGAAGUAGAUAGAGAGAUGAGAACUAAAGCGGAUUACAAUUAUGAAGGAUUCAAGUUAGGCCCUUUAGAAAUUACUGAGCCACGGACACCACUGCUCGAAAAUUUCAGAAAUCCAUUGGAGGGCUUGAUUGCUCAGCGAGUUGGAUGCACCGAAUGCGGUUAUUCAGAAGGGCUUUUUCUAAUUCCUUUCAAUUGCUUAACAUUGCCACUCAAUCAAUCCACGAAUCAAAGUAUUUCACAAUGCCUAGAUGAGUAUUCUAAACUUGAACUGAUUGAGGGUGUGAACUGUGGAAAGUGUACAUUAAUCAAUGCUCAAAAAGUGCUCUCCAAGUUCAAGGAGGGUAUGGAUCAUGCUGCUGAGAACAGUCCUAUUCGUGAACAGGUCGAAAAGAGGCUUCAAGCUACUACUGAGGCCCUUGAAACAGAUAUGUAUGAAGACAAGAACCUGCAGAAUAAUUGCAAGAUAACCAACAAAAACUGGGUUGCAUCAACUAAAUCACGGCAAGCGGUUAUUGCCCGUCCUCCAAAAUCACUAGUCAUUCAUUUCAACCGUAGUUUAUAUGAUGACAUGACUGGUGGGUUCAAAAAAAAUUGUUCGCAGGUUCGAUUUCCAAAAAUACUAGAUCUUGGCCCUUGGUGUCUUGGAAGUGCUGGUAAAGGCAGUGAUAUUUUGACCGAAGAAUGGAUUUUAGAACCAGAAGAGCCCAUGAUUGCAGGGUCUACGAAGCACUCAAGACAAAAAGGUCCAAUUUUUGAGUUACGAGCCGUUAUUACACACUACGGGCGACACGAAAAUGGACACUAUGUCUGCUACAAAAUUCACCCACCCGUUUGGAGUCCUAAUAACAUUGAGAAACGACAACAGUGGUGGCGAUUGAGUGACGAUGAAGUGGUAAAGGUUAGCGAAGAAGAUGUUUUGGCUCAGGGAGGUGUAUUUAUGCUGUUCUAUGAACGUAUCGAUCUUCCACCAUCCGCAACUGAAUCUUUUCAAAUGUCAAACUUGGGAAAUACGAAAGAAGAAUCUUCAACCACGAAGCACUCUGCUUCCUACUCUGAAUCCUCAAUUUUAGCUCCUAUAGAAGAAAGAAUAAGGCGAAAUUCCCUCGAACUAAAGCCAACUACUUGUUCUUCAAGUGAUAAAAACUUGCGUUUAGGGCUACAAGAACCUUCCUCGAGUAAUGGACAAAACAAAAUUGGGAAUGACACUGGCCUGAACCACGAGGUAAACUACGGCGAAGAAACACAACCCGAUUUCAAGACAAAAAAUUCAGUCGCCGCCUUACAGGAGUCAUGGGAUAUCAAUGGGAUAGAUGCUAGUAGAGCUGAUGAACGAAACCAAAAGGAUAUUCCAACAAGAUCUUUUGUCAUGGUGUAG